Molecule: messenger RNA, 1718 nt
Organism: Amphiprion ocellaris (clown anemonefish)
Lineage: Eukaryota; Metazoa; Chordata; Actinopteri; Pomacentridae
Product: serine/threonine/tyrosine-interacting-like protein 1
Exons: 6
Coding region: 278-1441 (387 amino acids)
Biological process (GO): protein dephosphorylation
Cellular component (GO): cytoplasm
Molecular function (GO): protein tyrosine/serine/threonine phosphatase activity
Source: RefSeq, a predicted model, not a curated record
UAAAGACUCACUCCCACUCUUGGACUCAGUUUUUCCCCCUGGAUUUUCCCCACCUGGACUCUGUUCUUCUCAGGAUUUCCACCUGCCCUGUUUCUAGUCUCCAGCCUGCUAUAGCCCCACCUGGACUCUUGUCACCCUCAUUCCAGGAUAACUGCCAGUCCCCUCUGUCUUCAGCUCUCUAUCUGUCCAUCUUGUUUCCCCGCCAACUUCCAGAUUCCCCGUGUCUGCCUACCUUGCCCCAUUAGUCCUGUCCCACACUGGCUUUAAUGUUCUUCUAAUGAAGGGCUGGUGGGAACAGCUGAUGCAUCUGCCAAAUGACUUAGACGAGAUGGGCGUAGUACUGUCCAGAGUGAAUAAUAGUUGCAGAGCGGCCUCCGGAGAGCCUGUCAACACAUUCCAAACAGUGAGCAGCAUCUCUGACAGGGAGUUCAAUAGCACUGACAGCGACCAUUCCUCCAUCAUACCUAUCCCGAACAAAGUGGUGUGUGAGCCAGAGGAGGUGCUAGUUCCCGCUCUUCCAGAAACAGCUUGUGUAGAACGAGGCUACAUCACUCCACAGCAAGUGUACAACCUGCUGAGUGCUGAGGAAGGCCAGCCCGCCUUGUAUGAUCCAUACUAUAUCCUCAUCCUGGACUGUCGCAGUGCAGAGAGGUACAAGGACAGCCAUGUAGUGACGGCGCGGGCCGCUGUGACGGUGAUCCACCCUGAGCUGGGCUGUCUAAUCAGCUGUAUAGAGCUGCAGAAGUACUCCAUAAUACUGCUGUAUGCUGAAGAAGGAUGCAGCCCAGUGGGCAGCGUAAAGGCCAGGGCAGACUCCCCAGACCUCCAUCGCUGUUUUUUCCAGCUCAGUGGUUUGGGAAUGGACCCUGUGAUCCUUCUGGGUGGAUUCUAUGCCUUCCAUGCCCUCUACCCUUUCCUCUGCACACCACGUAUGGUUCUGGUUGAACCUGAGCGGCACACCCUCACCAUCUACCCCUCAGAGAUCCUGGAAGGAGCUCUCUACCAGGGCUCUGCCUCCCAGGCCUCUGACUACUGCAUCAUCAAGAACCUGCAUAUUACACAUGUGGUCAACGCAGCUGCCAACAGCCCCGACGCUUUCCCCAACACGCUGUGCUACCUGAGGCUGCGUCUCAGUGACGACGCCCAGCAGGACCUGGUGGAGGCUCUACCGCUGGCGUCCAGGUUCAUCAACGCAGCCCUGAAGGGCGAUCCUGCAGGCCGCGUCCUGGUCCACUGCAGCAUGGGCAGGAGUCGCAGCUCCGCACUGACACUGGCCUUCCUCAUGGAGCAUCGACAUUGGUCGCUGCUUCACGCCCUGCGCUGGUUGAAGGAAAGGAGGGCAUGCACGGCACCCAACGUGAACUUCCUACGCCAGCUGCUGACCUAUGAGGAGCAGCUGUUUGGGAGCAGACUCACUUCCCUGGAUGACAUCCGGCGAUGACUGGAGGAAGAGGUUCACAAGAUUUCACAAUGAGAAAAAGAGUUUUUCUACAAUUGGGAGAAUGUAUAAGUCAAGCUGACUGAACAGACAAGUGGAUUUUGUACAAAAUGAAAGACCCUAAAAGACUGGAAUGAAGUAUUUCCUCCACAUUAGUAUCACAUGAAGUGUUUCUUGUGCUAUGCCUCAGUAACAAAAGUAAUAAUAUAAUCUCUGUUAUGACAUUUUGCUUGGUGAUAGUUAGAACCUGCACACCAAUAAAGUGUUUUCUUCAAUUGUA